Armigeres subalbatus is the source of this 4225-nucleotide messenger RNA. RefSeq lists its product as uncharacterized. The transcript has 12 exons. Bases 8 to 4132 code for a protein of 1374 amino acids. Gene Ontology annotation, molecular function: RNA-DNA hybrid ribonuclease activity; nucleic acid binding. The record is from RefSeq and is a predicted model, not a curated record. Lineage: Eukaryota; Metazoa; Arthropoda; Insecta; Diptera; Culicidae.
CGCAACGAUGCAUUCCGCGUGGUUGCUCUUAUCCGUAGCGGCAGCUGUAGGAAUCACUCCGGACCUUGUGCUAGCGAUUGGCGAACGGUACGCGCUCGAAAAAAUUCCGCAAACUCCACGGGUCUGCAUACAGGAUGGGUGUCUUUUCGGGCGAGAUUUGAACGGACUUGAAGGGGGAAUGUAUGAAGCUUUCAUGGGAAUCCCGUAUGCCAAACCACCCUUAGGUGAUCUGAGAUUUAAAAAUCCUGUGCCGAGUGAUCCGUGGGCUGGCGACUACGAUGCCACGUGGGAACGAAGUCGGUGCAUCCAGAAGAACGAUCUUCGACCAGACGCAACCGUGGAAGGAAGUGAGGAUUGUUUGUACUUAAAUGUGUAUAAGCCAAAACACUUUAGAGGUACACUGCCAGUAAUUUUCUAUAUCCAUGGAGGAGGGAACGCAGCGGGAUCAACAUCAAUAGGAGAGUAUGGUCCCGAACGAUUGAUGGACACAAACAAAGUAAUUCUGGUUAUGGUGCAAUAUCGGUUAGGCGUGUUUGGGUUCUUGGCUACCGGAGAUGAAACCUCGCCUGGAAAUUAUGGGAUGAAAGAUCAAGUGUUGGCCUUGAAGUGGGUUCAACGCAACAUUUUUCAUUUUGGGGGAGAUCCCAAACGCGUUACUAUUAUGGGACAAAGUGCAGGCGGUUCAUCGGUACAACUACAUCUGAUGUCUCCCUUGAGUAAGGGUCUAUUCUCGAAAGCGGUCAGUAUGAGUGGAAGUGCUCUUGGAUUUUGGAACUACUAUCAUGAUCCCUUAACUUUGGCUCGACGACAAGCAGCAGCUGUCGGAAUUGAAGAUGCGCAUGAGAUAUCAACUCUGCAACUGGUGGAUUCUCUGAGAAAAAUUGAUGCCCUCGAGCUAGCCAGAAGUAUUGAUAAGUUGAAAUUCUUUUACAUUCAUCACAUAACCACAUAUGCCCCCGCAAUUGAAAAGUUUAUAACCAAUGAAUCAUUUAUGAUUGAAGAUCCAAGGGAUCUAUGGGCUGCGGGAAGGUAUCAGCAAGUACCAUAUAUUAUGGGAUUCGUUCCCAAUGAGGGUGUUUUCACUGCAGAUAUUAUUGCCAACAAUACUCAGCUUAAUGAACUAAAUGCUCGAUCACGCGAACUUAUUCCUCAAUUUGUUGGUGUCGAUACAAAUCCGUUGAGUGUACAAAUGCUGAAAGACACGUUCUUCCCUGAUGGUAGCAAGGAAAAUUGGCUAACUGAUGACAACCUUUACGAAUUGCAAGAGAUGCUGUCAGAGGGUUACAUCACAUAUGCCAUCAUACUGAGUAUCAAACAAUACCUAGAAUACAAAAGCACAGUUCCUAAAGCACCACUGAGUGUGUAUUAUUUUAACUUCAAGGGACGCUACUCGAGGUCAUUUUUCUACACACGAACGUACGCAGACUUUGGAAUUGGUCAUGCAGAUGAUCUGAACUUUUUCUUCCGUCCGUCGGCAAUGAUUCCAGACUAUGGCCCGGAAACACCCUCCUGGUACAUGGCGAAAGCCUAUGUCGACUAUUUUGUACAGUUUGCCACCAAUGGAAUAAGUGAACCACUGUGCACAUCCGAGAGCUGCCCAAUUCUGCAAUUCUCCAAUUCCGACGACCCUCGCCACCCAGUGCGGACCAAUUACCUGGAAGGAUUCAAUGAGCAGCGUUUCGCGUUGUGGUACAAUAUGUAUGCUCUACAGAACUAUUACGACGGGUUGGUACAGUCCUGUUGGAUGCACGUGGAAAUACUUGAGCCGAUCGAUACUUCUCCCCAGCUCAUACGCAUCGACCCCGCGCAGGGCAUCUACCAGCGUAUCGGUAGACAUUUUGUAAGCAUCAGCGAUCCCAACUACAGCAGCCUGUCGCCUGGCCACUCUUGCCUGAUCAAUGUUGUAAUUCCAAUAAGCGAGUGCCGUUCCACUCAUACUAACUGCCUUCGAGAACAAACCCCGACUCAGAGGGGACAUCAUGUGCAACUGUACUGCAGCGCCACCUGCACUCUGUCCUGCCAGAAGAACUCGUUUCGGGUCACCCCCGAAGCUUUGGAUGUUGUUAUGAACCCAGCGAAGCGCCAUGCUUUGGUCUUUGAGUCCGUAGUUACCCGGAGAACAACUGUCAUCGGUGGCGAGGAACCCAAACACUCCCAAUCGGUAUUGAAUUACCACAACGAUGACUUUUUGGGUGUCCAUCAGCCGUUCAGGACCAUACUCGGCGAACGAGGCCGAUCCGGACGCGUAGCUUCCACCGUGAAUGUAGAAGAUAACAGGCAGUGGAUCCGCUCCAUCGCCGCGCGCUUCCGAAGAGGCGACAACUCCGAGGAUCUAAGAAGGUCGGUCAUCGAGCUGGUGGCCACUCGCUUUCGGAACCAUACGGUACGGUACACCGAUGGCUCCGUAUCUAACAGAGGGGUAGGUUUCGGUGUUUCCGGUACCAACCUAGCCAGGUCCGAGCGCCUACCGCCUCAAUGCAGCGUCUUUUCCGCCGAAGCUGUAGCCAUAUUCGUCGCUGCCACCCUUCCAGCAAACAGGCCAAUCGCAAUCCUUACGGACUCAGCCAGCGUGGUGGCUGCCCUCCAAAGCCACACCCCAAAGCACCCGUGGAUCCAAGGGAUCCUUACUGGUAUGGCACCUGACACCAUUUUCGCCUGGAUUCCCGGCCAUUGUGGCAUCAGAGGAAACAUAGAAGCCGAUGCCCUAGCAAGCGUUGGGCACGAAGGUCUUCCCUACACCCGCUCCGUCCCGCUGACCGACGUUAAAAAGUGGACAAAAAGUGUCGUCGGCCAGGACUGGGCACGGACUUGGAAUAGCAACCACAUGCCUUCUUUGAGGAAGAUUAAAGGCUCUACUGGCCCAUGGAGGGAACUGACUUCCCAGAAAGAGCAGGUGAUCAUGUCGAGCAUCAGUGCAGUUCUAGUUCUGUCGGAUGCACCCAUCCCAAAGGUCUGCAUCGAGGAUGGUUGCAUACUGGGGAAAGUAUUUUCCAGCCAAAAAGGCAACGAAUACGAAGCAUUUUUGGGCGUACCUUACGCCAAACCACCAGUAGGAGAGCUAAGAUUCAAGAACCCGCAAGCAGUCGAACCUUGGACUGGUGAUUAUGAUGCCACUUUCGAACGGAGUAAAUGUGUACAGAAGAACGAUCUCUGGAUCAAUCAGAAGGUGGAAGGUGACGAAGAUUGCCUGUACAUAAAUCUGUACAGGACCGUUAUCGUAGUGCUGAUGGCUGGCUGUAGCAGUUUCACAUCCAUGGUGGUGGAUACUUCGCUGGAUCGGCUUCCAAAGGCGAGUUUGGACCAGAUAGAUCACGCAGCCACCGGAAAUUUUGGCCUCAAGGAUCAAAACGCGGUUCUGAGGUGGGUUCAGAAGAACGUUGAUAGGUUCGGUGGGGAUCCAAAAUUGGUGACCUUGCUUGGACAGAGUGCCGGUGGAGCAUCUGUUCAGAUGCAAAUGUGCCCCUGGCCGUUGUUUUUGUUCGUUCCUAAUGAAGGAGCGUUUGCAUCACUAGCUCUUAUCGUUAAUCAAACUCUACUGGAGCAGUUGAAUGAAAAUGCUGCAUCGUAUCUUCCGCGACUACUUGGAUGUCCGCCCAAUGAGAAAUCUGGUCAACUAUUAAAGAACCGUUUUUUCAGCGAUGGAAGCGACAAUAGUUGGAUUACUCAGAAUAAUGCCAACCGAAUUCAAGAUGUUCUCAGCGAAGCCUUCAUCGUCUUCCCUAUCGCACAGAGUGUACAACAACAAGCUGCUCUGAAUGAUCCCUCGAAAGCUGCUAUCGAUGUACGCUACUUUAACUUUGCAGGUCGCUUUUCUCAUUCGAAGUAUUUUGCCAAAAAUGACGGUAACUUCGGUGUGUGUCAUUCGGAUGACCUAAUUUACCUGUUUCGAGCGCAAGAGCUGUUUCCGGAUUUCGAACUGGAUUCAAAGGAAUACGCCAUGGCGGAAAAGUUGGUCAAUGACUACGUUAGCUUCGCUUACGACGGAUUAAAGUCUAGCAACUGUCAAGGUGGCCCUUGUUCCAUUCUUGACUAUACUAACUCUAAGGAUGGGAAUAAACCAUUCGAGCUCAGCUAUAUUGAAGGCUUCGAUGAAGAAAUGAUAAAAUUCUGGACUGAGUUCUACACUUGCUAAUGCGAGGAAGGAUUUCGGAGACGUUUCAAUGCUUUCAUACCCAAAAAGUCUUUUUAACAAUUUGUAUUAAAACUCUUACAAUACGAUAUCUGA